AAGCCAGUUUGAAAUGGGUCUAGAUAAUCAGUUUCUUCCAAGACCAUCUGGAGCUGAGAGGCCACCAGCCUCUCAAUUACCUUGCCCAACUAUGGGAGGUUGAAGACAGGCCUAUAAUUGCUCAACUCUGAAGGAUCUAGUGCAGGCUUCUUUAGAACAGGUCUAAUAAGAUAUACAUAUCCACUGGUAUAUAAAUAUGGUAAAUAAAUAAAGUUGCAUGUAAAUUUGAUGAUGUGUGAUGCUACAUAUCCACAAGGACAGUCUGCAAGUGGAGAUGAUCAAUCUGUCUCAAACAUAGAUUCAAAAUAAAUUUAGUACAGUAUAGUGUAGUCCCAGAUACAUCUAGUGGGCCACUGUGUGACACUGGAUGUUGGACUAGAUAGGCUUUGGACCUGAUCCAGUAGGGCGGUUCUUAUGUAGUGGAUUUGUAGUUAUUAAUACUAGCUGGCCAUUUCUUUGUUAAGCAGAUCAGUAGCUAAUGGUUCUGAGGGGCACUGGCUAUUCCAGAAUAUGGUGCUGAUGGCUAUGUACUAUCCUGGAGAAGAAAUCAUUGGGUUUUGAAAGUCACAUUCUCUCCACCUAAUGAGAGGGCUGAUGCAACAGUGUUUCCCCACUUCUUUUCUUUCUCACAUUUAUUUAUUUAUUGAAUUUAUAUACCACCUAGUAUAAAAAUCUCUAGGUGGUUUACAAAAUUAAAACAUACAAUAUAACACAUUUAAAAUGCAUAAGAAGAUAAAAAUUAUAGAUAAAACCACGUUAAAAAUACAUUAUUAUUUUUUUAAAAUAGUACCUGUGUGUACAGUGAAAGAGAUAAGAGAUAUAAUUGACAGGCUAGGUUUUAAACAGAAAGAGACACAGGCUGACAGGUAACUCAGUACUGCUGCUCAGGAGUUACUUGACCAUUUAAUUUCAAUUUCUGUAUUUAGUCAGGAUUUCAGUCACAGAGAGAGAAUUUGGGAGAGCCUGAAAUGGAAAGGUCUAUCAGGAGAGAUGAAGCAUCUUGGGGUGCAGGGUUUGGUCUGAUGUAAUCUGUUGCUAACUUGUGGGAGUGUUUUGCUGUUUCAACUCCAUCUGAUUGGCAAAAGCACUGAGAAGAGGCUGUUGCUGGGAGAAAGGUUUACUCAUUUUGUCCAAAGCUGUAUGAUUUCCAGCUUCUUAUGCAAAAUGGUCAGAAUUUAAAAUAUUUAUAUCCCACCCCUCACAACAAUGAAAUAGAUACAGUAUACAAUAAAAGUAAUAAAAUUAAACAAAUUGAGUAAACAAAUUAAAAGUUAGGUUAAAAACCACCAUCAGUAUUAAGUUCAAAUUAAAAGUUAUUUUAAAAGCUAAAACUAAAAACUAAAGAACCUACCAGAUAUAACCAAAGAUGGAUGGAGCAUUAAAAAGCCUCCUUAAAAAGGUGUGUUUUUAGUUGUUUUUCAAACACCCUGAGGGAGCAUGGCGAAGUUCUUAAGGGUGGGUGUUCCAAAGCCGAGGGGCCACAACCGAAAAGGCCCUGUCUUUAAUCCACACCAACCAGAUCUCUGUUAGUGGCAGGGCCGUGAGCAGGGCCUGAGAUGAUGAACGGAGGGCCCUGGCAGAUUCAUAUGGGCAAAUGUGGUCCGACAGGUACUCCGGUCUGGCCAUGUAGAGCUUUAAAGGUCAAGACCAGCACCUUGAAUCUAGCCCGGAAGCAGACCGGUAACUAAUGAAGCUGCCGCAGGAUGGGUGUAAUACUCAUGGAACGACUUGUACCCACGAGCAUCCUUGCAGCAGCAUUCUGGACCAGCUGAAGCUUCCAAACAGUCUUCAAGGGCAGCUCCAAGCAGAGCACAUUGCAGUAGUUCAAUCUGGAUGUUACCAACGCAUGAGUGACUGAGGUCCUUUCCAACUUCUCCAAGUAGGGUUGCAGCUGGCAUACCAGUUGUAGUUGGUAAAAGGCACUUCUGCACACCCCCACCACCUGUGCCUCCAAGGACAACAUCGGGUCCAGAAGCACCCCCAAGCUGCGGACUUUGACUUCCGGAGGGAGCGUGGUUCGGGUUGCUUUGUUAUGCGUAUUGACAAGGCAUUAUUCUCUGUGUAGGUUAAAAAAAACCAACGAUCAGUGAACUUGACUCUAAUCCUUGUAUAAAUUGUGGAAUGUGGGGAACAAUUGACCACAUUCUUGGAGACUGUUCGGCUUAUAGUUUAGAAUGGGACUCCAACAUCAGAGGCUGCCUUUCCAAAUAAGAAGCUUUGGGGGGUUGGUUUUUAAAGUGCUAUGGGAGUUUCUAUAUGCUAAAGGUAAAGUGUGCUGUCAAGUUGAUUUCGACUCCUGGUGCCCACAGAGCCCUGUGGUUUUCUUUUGGCAGAAUACAGGAGGGGUUUACUAUUGCCUCCUCCCGCGCAGUAUGAGAUGAUGCCUUUCAACAUCUUCCUAUAUUGCUGCUGCCCGAUAUAGUACCGGCGGGGAUUUGAACCGGCAACCUUCUGCUUGUUAGUCAAGCAUUUCCAGCUGCACCAGAAGGCUAACAUGGAAUAAGAGCAAUUAUGCACAAUUCCAACAAGAAAAAAAUGGGCAGAAACUAUGCUAGGUUUCAGUAGUGAUGCAUGUGAGGAUGCCAUGUGCAUGCCGAUUCCACGCGGGACCUGCACUGCCCCAGAAGGAAGCUGCAUGGGGCAGUGGAAAGCAGCAUCCUAGGUGAUGUCUUGUUGAAUACUUAUUUAACUGCCAUUUCCUUGUAGAUUCAACAAAUUCACAGAACAGAACCAGUUGAAAGCACAAGAUGUCAGAAAGUCACUCAGUUCUAUCUAAUAUUCUUAAAAGAGGCAGACUGACCUCUCCUGGCAGCAGUGCAAGACAUCCCAGUUUUAAAGAUUCUUGCUCCCAUUCCAUAUUUCAUGACAGUGGAUACAAUGAAUCACUAAAAGACCCAAGUUUUGACAAUACUGAUGCAGAACAUAAAGGAGUGCAGAGUGAAAGAGGCCUGCAUGAGUAUUCCAAAUAUUCACAUUUUAAUUUAAGCACUUCAGUAUUGUCUCCUAUUGAAUGUGAGAAUGCUAUCUUUUUAUCUGGAAGGAAGGAAGCCAGCGUGCAUACUGACUUAUCUGAAACACCCAAAGUUGUUAAAAAAGACUUAUCACUCCGCAGAAGAUUGCUUGUGUCUAAAUCAGCUUCUGUUGGUGCUGUGUCUGAAAGGCAAGCAUCAUCUUCAGGGACAGGCCACAAAAAAACAUCUAUAUCUCAUUUUCUUAGCUUUGAUGAAAGAGUUUCAAAAUGUUGCUUGGAUUCUCCAAGAAAGAAGAGCUACAAGCCUUUGGCUACCAGUACAUUAAAAAGUGAAGACCCUGCUUCUGGUUGUCAGAAACUAAGGCUUGCAUUUUCCCAGCAGAGGACUUCUACAUUAGAUGAUUCAAAAUCUAAUGGCAGCUUGUUGUCAGAACCAGGUUGUUUAUCUCCAAUCCAGCCUAAAUCUGCAAACACAUCCAGUGGCUUAGUUGACAGUGCCCUUACUUGUUUUAACUAUCAAAGCACUUGUUCAGAAUUAGAAGGAACUCCUUAUUGUACAUUGUCUGAGACAAAUGACGAUAGAUUUGUCACACCCAUCCAUAGUCUCGUAGAAGACCUUAAUAUAGUUGAGAUAAGUACUCCCCUAGCUAAAGAAAUAAGCAACUUGAGUCUAUUAACUCCUGAUAGCAGUAGCUAUGAUUCAUUUGACCUUGAAAAAUUGGAAGAGUCCUCAAAUCAAGAGGGAUCUUUCCAAGAACUACAUCAAAAAUGCAAUGAAUCAUCCAACAUUUUAAACUCUAAAAGAAAGGUUAGAAAGCUACAGCGCUCAAGAAGAUUAUCCACUCUUUCAGAGCAUGGUUCACAAUCUGAACAAGAUGAAGACUGUGAGAGUAUUCUUGCUCGUUCAAAAUGCAAACUAAACAUAGCAGUUGGCUCUAUCAAAGAUAGUGAAUUGGUUUUUAAUGAGGAUGACGACAAACUCAUGAUUCCAAAUGCUGGUGAUCUAUCAAGAACCCCUGCUUUGCAAGUAAUUCAUGAACUCUUUGCGCAAAGCAGAAGUAAAAGAACAAAGCAAAGUGACCUUUUGAGGAACAUUGAUGGAGCUGGCAUGUCUGUGCUGAAGUGUAUUGUUGCUCAACUCAUUGGCAAGAAAAUGGGUCUGGAAAAACUAGAUAUACUAACAGAAUUAAGAGAUAGGGAUUUAAAACAUGUUCUUGCUAUGAUUUUAGAUAUACUGACCGUGGAAAGCCUAUGCAGUAUGUGGAAAGUAAGCAAGAACUGGCAACAAAUUGUAAUACAAGAUAAGCAUGCGAAUCGGAGAAGAAAGUUAUACAUAAAACAGCUGAGAGCAGAAGCUAAGGGAUGCUUGUUGGGUGCUGAAGAUGCUGCUACUAGACUUAUGAUGACUAGAUUGGCACUAAGACCAGUCCAGGCUCAAGCAAAAUCUGCAGUAUUACAAAUGCGGUCCUCUUGUAGUGAGCUUUUGACACCUGUGGGAUGCAGUCCUACUCUUCAGUCAGAUAGUAAACAAGAAUCAUAUGUAAAGGUUGCCAAAACUCUGUUCACUGAUGAAGCUUUAAAACCCUGUCCAAGGUGUCAGUGCCCUGCUAAAUAUCAACCCAUAAAGAAACGUGGACUCUGUAGCCGGGAAAACUGUGCAUUUGACUUCUGUGUGUUAUGUCUCUGUGCCUUCCAUGGGUCAAAAGACUGUAGCAGUUCAACUGAUAAAUGGCAAAACAGAAAAGAGGCUCUGCCAGGAAGUGCCAAAAGCAAGAGAAACCUAAAACGUCUCUAAAUAUAUUGAAAUGAAUGGCAUUUAUUUUCCCUCUCCCCUUCAGUGACCGAUGUUUGUACAGACAGCACUUUAAAAAAAAAUAAUUAUGCAUUUCUGACAGUAUUGUGGACUAUAAAUUUUGAUCAUUAAUCAAGUUAAUAAUUCUCCAUAUAGAUAUCUUAAACCUCAACUUUUGAUACAUGUUUGAAAAGAGUGAAUUUUUAAAAUUUUUUUUGUCUUAUGUUUGUCACUUUGCCAGACACACUCAAUACUAUUUCAAUAAAGUACUUUCAAUAUAGUUUUCAA
Molecule: messenger RNA, 5051 nt
Organism: Hemicordylus capensis (graceful crag lizard)
Lineage: Eukaryota; Metazoa; Chordata; Lepidosauria; Squamata; Cordylidae
Gene: FBXO43
Product: F-box protein 43
Exons: 7
Coding region: 2748-4766 (672 amino acids)
Biological process (GO): negative regulation of meiotic nuclear division; regulation of mitotic nuclear division
Cellular component (GO): nucleus
Molecular function (GO): protein binding
Source: RefSeq, a predicted model, not a curated record